AAGAAAAAAGAGAGAAAGCGAAAACAACCAACAAAUUAACCCUAAAAACUCGAACGGAUUCUCUAGCUUCUACUCUUUUCUCUCUCUCUCUCUCUCUCUCUCUCUCUCGCUCUUCCUUCUCACCGUGCGAACAUUGGGACCUUCUAUCCGGAUUUGUUUAGGGUUUUAGCCCCUCGAUUGGAGUAAAUUUCAGGAAUUUCGAUUAGGGUUCUCGUCUUUCCCUUGAUAGUUUCAGGGGCUUGUCGAUAUUCGAAGUCUUCCGAGGAGUUUAGAAGAAUCGAAACUUGAUGGAUGACUGGGAAGAUGAGCCUAUUCCAGAUCUUCUCAAGAAAAAGGAACAGCCCAAGAAUAACUGGGAUGACGAAGAUUUGGAUGAUAAUGAUGUGAAGGAUUCCUGGGAAGAUGAAGACGAGCCUGCUCCGGCACCUAAACCUGAGCCGCUGCCACCUGAAAAGGGCCCUAAGAAGGCUGGAGGAAAAUCAGGUGAAAAGAAAGGGAAAGCUGUUGAAGCGUCGAAAGAGGCACCUUUAGAUCCUAUAGAAGAAAAACUUCGCCAGCAGAGGCUUGUUGAAGAAGCUGAUUAUAAAUCUACUGCAGAAUUGUUUGCCAAGAAGGGUGAUGAAAAGACUCUUGAUAAUUUUAUUCCCAAAACGGAAAGCGACUUUGCAGAAUAUGCAGAACUUGUUUCUCAUAAACUUCGGCCAUAUGAGAAAAGCUAUCACUAUAUUGGGUUACUGAAGGCUGUAAUGAGAUUAUCAUUGACGUCUUUGAAAGGUGCAGAUGCUAAAGAAGUAGCCUCUUCUGUUACUGCAAUUGCAAAUGAAAAGAUAAAGGCAGAAAAAGAAGCUAAUGCUGGCAAGAAGAAGACAGUUGGAAAGAAAAAACAACUGCAUGUUGGCAAGCCAGACGACGACGUGGUUGCUGAUACAUACGAUGAUUUUGAUGAAUAUGAUUUCAUGUGAGCAGAGGCAUGAUUUCCAUCUCGGCAUGUGUUAUAUACCAUUCUGAAUACUACACACUCUUGAAGAGUCAGCAAAUACGAAGAGAAUUCUGCCAGCUUGUUUUCUCUCCUUAAUUGGGGGAUGGAAUGUGUAAUAUUGUCUUUUCAUAAGAACAUUCUUCUUUUUCGGCGAUUGUUCUGUGUUUCUCACUGGUCAGAGUUUACAUUAUUCUUUUUUGCCUUUGAGCUUAUCGGUACCUCAUAUUUGUGGAUCAUCAGAUGGAGUACAAGUAGUUCAUUAUUUUGGCUAGAACCCUCACCAUACCUGGAGAGUGCAGCCAGAUACAUGUUAAACUUUCAAGAUAUCGAACUGUGUCUCCAACAGGAAAAAAAAUAUUCAGUACAGUCACCGGCAAUCACAUUCAAGCAUA
Molecule: messenger RNA, 1371 nt
Organism: Sesamum indicum (sesame)
Lineage: Eukaryota; Viridiplantae; Streptophyta; Magnoliopsida; Lamiales; Pedaliaceae
Cellular component (GO): cytoplasm; eukaryotic translation initiation factor 3 complex
Molecular function (GO): translation initiation factor activity
Source: RefSeq, a predicted model, not a curated record